Molecule: messenger RNA, 1110 nt
Organism: Paracoccidioides lutzii Pb01
Exons: 4
Coding region: 1-1110 (369 amino acids)
Biological process (GO): transmembrane transport; carbohydrate transport
Cellular component (GO): membrane
Molecular function (GO): carbohydrate:proton symporter activity
Source: RefSeq, a predicted model, not a curated record
AUGCGUAUUCCCAGAGCAUCUCGCCUCACCUCUCCGCCGCGAUAUGUAAUCGCGGCAGUCAUUGCCUCCACGGGCGGUGUUCUCAAUGGUCUCGAUACGGGUGUGAUCGACCCUAUCACUACCAUGUCAUCGUUUACAGAUGAAUUUGGGCAUCCAUCGCCUGCAAUUCACGGCAUGAUUGUUUCUUCAAUCUUGCUCUCAAUGGCAAUAACUUCCCUGUUCGCUGGUUCUAUUUCUGAUAACCUAGGAAGAACUCGCGCAAUAGCACUAGGAGCCCUGCUCUAUGCAAUUGGCGCUACUAUUGAAGCUGGUGCCAGAAUCCUAGGGGUCUUCCUAUUCGGACGGCUUGUUGCUGGAGUCGGGGAAGGAUUCUUCCUGAGCACCUUAGUCGUCUACAUUUGCGAGAUCUCCGCCGCCAACCAUCGCGGGCUUCUCGCCUCACUCAUACAGUUCUUCAUUACCUCUGGCCUUGUGAUGGGCUAUUUUUCAUGUUAUGGCACUGUUAGCAUCCAGUCCAGCUUUUCGUGGCGAUUCCCGGUCGCCAUGCAGUCUGGAAUCGCACUGUUCCUGACAGUGGCCUCGCUUUUCUAUCUCCCAGAAUCACCGCGGUGGCUUUUUCAUCACGGUCAUGGAGCCGCCGUGGAAGCGGCUUGUAUCAGACUUGGCAUCUCUAUCAUUGAAACUGAUAAUCUAGUAGAACGGGAAGAACAUUCGCAUGGGCACCGAAAUGAGGAAGAGUCGUCAACACUUGGUGCACGGCUGAGAAAGAAUUACAAGCAUAGUAUCCACAAUUUAAGGCUAGUCUGGGUCCUGGAUCACGGAAGCAGGCGCUUCUGGCAUGCCCCUCUACUUUUUAAGCAAGCCGGAUUAUCCUCAUCGACAGCUUCCUUUCUGGCUUCAGGAGUACCCGCUAUCCUCCUCUGUCUUGCUUCUGUCCCCGGCUCUCUCUACGCUGACAAAAUAGGGCGGCGUGCGUCCGCAUUGUAUGGGGGAUCCAUUCUCGCGGCCAUCAUGGCUUUAAUUGGUAGCCUUACGCUUCAAAUAGCGUUCACGCGGUUUCAGGCGCCGGCAGAUGGGUCGUUAUCGUCUCGAUAUAUCUAUUCUCAAUAA